CGUCUGAGGGUGCCGCGCUGCAUUCCUCGGAAUAAACAAAUAUCACAACAGAGGAGACGCAGAAGGGGAGGGGAGCAAGAUGUGCAGCAAAACCAAGAACAGCGAGGCCCUGAAGGUGGUGGUAAGAUGCCGCCCAAUCAACAGGAAAGAAGAAGGGGGCGGCUACGACAGGAUCGUGGCCAUGGAUGUCAAAUUGGGGCAGGUGACCAUCCGGAAUCCGAGGGUGAACCCCGGGGAGCUGCCAAAGACAUUCACCUUUGACGCCGUCUACGACGCCGGUUCCAAGCAGACAGACUUGUACGAUGAGACAGUCAGGCCUCUCAUCGAUUCCGUCCUGCAAGGGUUCAAUGGCACCAUCAUUGCCUACGGGCAGACCGGCACGGGCAAGACCUACACCAUGCAGGGUUUCUGGGCCGAGUCGGAUAAAAAAGGGGUGAUUCCCAAUUCCUUUGACCACAUUUUCACCCAUAUCUCCAGGUCCCAGAACCAGCAAUACUUGGUGAGGGCGUCCUACCUGGAGAUCUACCAAGAAGAGAUCCGAGACCUCUUGUGUAAAGACCAGAACAAGAAGUUAGAACUCAAGGAGAACCCUGAAAGCGGAGUGUAUAUUAAGGACCUAUCCUCCUUUGUGACCAAGAACGUGAAGGAGAUAGAGCACGUCAUGAAUUUAGGGAACCAGGCUCGGUCGGUGGCCUGCACAAACAUGAACGAGCACAGUUCCAGGUCCCACACAAUCUUUGUCAUCACCAUAGAGUGCAGUGAACUGGGUGUGGAUGGGCAGGAACAUAUCCGAGUGGGGAAACUCAACCUGGUGGACCUGGCUGGCAGCGAAAGGCAAAGCAAAACAGGGGUGAAUGGAGACCGGCCCAAGGAGGCUUCAAAGAUCAACCUCUCCCUAUCAGCCCUGGGUAACGUCAUAUCAGCUCUGGUGGAUGGUCGUAGCACCCACAUUCCCUACAGAGACUCCAAACUCACCCGUCUAUUACAGGACUCUCUCGGUGGCAACGCUAAAACCAUAAUGGUGGCCACCCUGGGCCCAGCCUCUCACCACUACGAGGAGACCUUGUCCACUCUCAGGUUUGCCAACAGGGCUAAGAACAUCAAGAACAAGCCAAAAAUUAACGAGGAUCCCAAGGACACUCUGCUGAGGGAAUUCCAGGAGGAGAUCGCCAGGCUGAAGGCCCAGCUGGAGAAACGAGGGAUGCUCAGCAAGAAGCGGCGGCGGAACAGCCGCAGGAAAAAGUCGGUGGACGGGGAAACCAUUCCGGACACGGAGACCGAGGAGGAGAACGACGACAACUUCAUAGAGAAGAACAUUCGGAGCUACUUGAAGGAACAAGCUGAGAGGCUGCAGCAGGAGAAAGCCGCCAUCCAGGAGGACCACAGCCUGCUGGAGGAGGAGAAGAUGAAGCUGAUUGAAGAGAAGGAGAGGAUGAUGGAGGAUUUAACAAAGGAGCAGAAAGCCACGGAGAUGCUGGCCGUGAAAUUCCAGGCGAUGGAGAGCAAGCUUCUGAUUGGAGGAAAGAACAUCAUAGACCACACAAAUGAGCAACAGAAGAUGCUGGAGAUAAAGCGUCAGGAGAUCGCUGAGCAGAAAAGACGAGAGCGCGAGAUUCUGCAACAGAUGCUAGUUCGGGAUGAGGAGACGGUGGAGCUGAGAGGGACGUAUACAUCCCUGCAACAGGAGGUUGAAAUGAAGACCAAGAAGCUGAAAAAGCUCUAUGCCAAACUGCAGGCGGUGAAGGGGGAGAUCCAAGACCAUCAUGACGAAUAUGUACGAGUGAGACAAGACCUUGAACAAGCACAAAAUGAGCAGACCCGAGAGCUGAAAUACAAGUAUUUGAUCAUCGAAAACUUUAUUCCUCCGGAGGAAAAGAACAAGAUCAUGAACCGCCUGUACUAUGACGCUGAGGAGGACCAAUGGAAGUUCCAGCCGCUUGUGCUACCAGGAAAGUGA
Nanorana parkeri is the source of this 1957-nucleotide messenger RNA. RefSeq names its product kinesin family member 3C (gene KIF3C). Bases 80 to 1957 code for a protein of 625 amino acids. The record is from RefSeq and is a predicted model, not a curated record. NCBI's taxonomy places the organism in Eukaryota, Metazoa, Chordata, Amphibia, Anura, Dicroglossidae. The transcript is spliced from 5 exons. Gene Ontology annotation, biological process: microtubule-based movement. Gene Ontology annotation, molecular function: ATP binding; microtubule binding; microtubule motor activity.